GAUCCAACUGCCACAAACCGCCGCAAACCGCCAAUUCCCACUGCUUUCCCCCCAGUCUCAGCCCACAAUAUAUACAUACAGACAUUUGUUCGUAGUACAUACGUGUUAUCAGCAAACAACAACCUUAUCCUUUUUCUUUCCAAUCUAUAGCAAUCUCCCACGUAUAUAUAAGGUCAGGUGUGUAAAAGCUUGGUCGUACACUAAAACACUUCACUAGUUUUCCAGCACCAAAAUAUCUUCUGCAAAUGUUGUCAAAGUCCAUGAAUCAAGAAGAGGUUUUGAUCAGCCCCAGAAACACCAAGAAAAUCACUCAUUCUUCUUCUUCUUCUUCUUCUUCUUCUUCUCCCUCCAAGAAUUCUGGGUUUGUGAGUUUUUGUAAGAAGCUAACCAGAAAGAGAGCCAAAGGGGAGGAGGAGCUGAGCAGGCUUACGAGUUCUUCUUCUUCUUCUUCUUCAUCUGAGGAAAAUGGCAGUUGCUACGAGAGGGUUUUCGCAUACUUUGACGAGGAUGGAGAUGGGAGGGUGUCGGCGGCGGAGCUGCAGAGGGCGGUGAGGGCGGUAGGAGGGGAGCUGACGGCGGAGGAAGCGGAGGAGGCGGUGCGGUUAUCGGACUCCGACGGGGAUGGGAUGUUGGGGAUUGAGGAUUUCACCAAGUUGAUGGAGGGGGAGAAGAAAGAGGAUGAGCUGAGAGAGGCUUUUGGGAUGUAUGCAAUGAAGGGCACUGAUUAUAUUACUCCCAAGAGCUUGAAGAAGAUGUUGGGUAGGCUUGGGGAGUCCACCACCACCCACAACUGCAAAGCUAUGAUUAGGAGAUUUGACCUUAAUGGAGAUGGAGUUCUUGGUUUUGAUGAGUUCAAGAUCAUGAUGAGUUAAUUAGUUAAUCCAAGUUUACACUGCACACCCAUUGUAUAUAUUAUGAUAACUUGUUUUGUAUUGUAUGAUUCAGUUGAAUUCUUUUGUGUAAAACAAUAUUACUUCAAUAAAUCAUAUGUUUUUUUUUUCUGGGA
Ipomoea triloba (trilobed morning glory) is the source of this 1006-nucleotide messenger RNA. Its product is annotated as calcium-binding protein CML39-like. The transcript has a single exon. Lineage: Eukaryota; Viridiplantae; Streptophyta; Magnoliopsida; Solanales; Convolvulaceae. The coding region runs from base 246 to 872 and encodes 208 amino acids. Gene Ontology annotation, molecular function: calcium ion binding; enzyme regulator activity. The record is from RefSeq and is a predicted model, not a curated record.